Uloborus diversus is the source of this 1185-nucleotide messenger RNA. Its product is annotated as UDP-N-acetylglucosamine/UDP-glucose/GDP-mannose transporter-like. Gene Ontology annotation, cellular component: Golgi apparatus. The transcript is spliced from 11 exons. Lineage: Eukaryota; Metazoa; Arthropoda; Arachnida; Araneae; Uloboridae. The record is from RefSeq and is a predicted model, not a curated record. Gene Ontology annotation, molecular function: GDP-fucose transmembrane transporter activity; antiporter activity. Bases 134 to 1177 code for a protein of 347 amino acids.
UGAUAGAUAUCUAAUAAAUUAUAUUUUGCUUAGGUGACUGAAUAAGAUGAGGCGACACAUACACAGUUUUUAUUCUAUACGAUCGCUUUCUUGGCCUUACGUUUGCCAAGUAUAAUUGUGCGGCUCAGUUGUAAUGAAUAGCGAAUCUUCAAAAAUAUUAGAUGCUGGAAAUGUUUCAAAUAAAAUGAAUCAUGUAUCAGUUGCAGUACCGGUUUCCGACAAAGAUAGCUCCACAGCAAAUAUUAGUCCGUUUUUCUGGCGUGUAUUUUCAGCUGCAUUUUAUGGCAUUUCUUCUUUUCUUAUCAUCGUUGUCAACAAGAUAGUUCUUACAAAUUACAGGUUCCCUUCCACUCAUGCAUUGGGUAUUGGGCAGAUGCUGGUAACAUUGCUGGUUUUGUAUAUAGCUAGAUUUUUAAAAAUUGUAAAUUUCCCACCUUUAUCGAAAGAAGUGCCAAAAAAGAUAUGGCCUCUCCCUAUAUUUUUCAUUGGAAAUCUUGUAUGUGGUUUAGGAGGAACAAAACACUUGAGUUUGCCUAUGUUUACAGUUCUUCGGCGUUUCACUAUUUUAAUGACACUAGUGGGAGAAUAUUUCAUCCUAAAACAAAAACAAACUCCUGCUAUCGUUAUGACAGUUUUUGCCAUGGUUGGUGGUGCCAUAGUUGCUGCAGUAGAUGAUCUGUCUUUUGAAGUGACAGGAUAUAUGUUCGUUUUGUGCAAUGACUUUUUUACUGCUGCAAAUAAUAUCUGUGUAAAAAAGAAGUUGGAGGCUAGGGAUUUUGGAAAGUAUGGAUUACUAUUUUAUAAUGCUUUUUUCAUGAUACUGCCUUUAUCAGCUUUAUGGUGGUAUUCGGGAGAAAUUGAAAAAACAUUUGCAUUUACUAAAUGGCUCGAUUGGAUGUUCAUGUCUUCAUUCCUUAUGUCUUGUUUUAUGGGUUUUAUUUUGAUGUAUUCAACUGUCUUAUGUACAGCUUAUAAUUCUGCCUUAACUACAACUAUUGUUGGGGUAAUUAAGAAUAUUUUAAUCACCUAUGUUGGAAUGUAUCUGGGUGGAGACUACAUUUUUAGCUGGACAAAUUUUAUUGGCUUAAACAUUAGUAUGUCAGGUAGUUUGGUAUAUUCAUACAUUACUUUUGUGAAGCCUGAUUCCAAACCCACAAAAAGUGCUGUUUUAAAAUGACUCUGAAA